Messenger RNA from Beauveria bassiana ARSEF 2860, 4296 nucleotides. Its product is annotated as ABC multidrug transporter. The coding region runs from base 1 to 4296 and encodes 1431 amino acids. Gene Ontology annotation, cellular component: membrane. Gene Ontology annotation, molecular function: ABC-type transporter activity; ATP binding; ATP hydrolysis activity. The transcript has 3 exons. Gene Ontology annotation, biological process: transmembrane transport. NCBI's taxonomy places the organism in Eukaryota, Fungi, Ascomycota, Sordariomycetes, Hypocreales, Cordycipitaceae. The record is from RefSeq and is a predicted model, not a curated record.
AUGUAUUCUGACCGCGACGGGACUGCUACCAAACAGUCUCAAUCCGCCUACGAUAGCCGCGUGCGAUAUCUCCGCCUUGCCACCAGUGUGCUAGUAUCCAUUGGCUUUGGCGCCGCAAUAGCAGAUGGAGAGUAUGGCCGUGCUAUAAUUCAGUGGCCGGCCGACCCGGUCUGGGCGCUCCAUUGGGAUCGGUUACUUUGGGUAGGUCUGACAGCUGAUGCGGCGUUGCUCAUGUCCAAAAUUGACCGCGCCAACGCUCCUAUUCUCUGGCUUCACACGAUUUCUCUGUAUAUGCAGCAAGAUGCGAUUUCUACUCAUCACUCAGCCCUGCGCGGUGCACUCAUGUCGUUAAUGCUCAUCGUCUUUCGACUGCUUCGCAACUCACCAGCCAGAGAGACUAGCGAGGUUGCGUUGCUCGUGCCUCUCCAACUCUUCUGUGUCAUUUUAUGUGUCUUGGUACAGCUUUCGAUUCCACGCCGUCCUCAACUGUUCACCAAUAAAGGGCAUGCUGUUGAUGCCGAAAGCAGCUCCUCUGUAUUGGUGCGAUACUCGAUGUUCUGGUGCCAUGCUGCACUGGACAUUGCCAGCAAGUCAGAUACUUUGAGCACAAUGCCCGCCCUAAACUAUGAAACGAGAGCUUCAAGCCAAUCCGUAAUUACUGUGCCAUCUUCGAGACCGUAUGUUUGGAAUCGCAUCUUGGCUGAGCGCCUUUCAACCUUUGUCAAACAGUACAUUGUUGUCGCCAUGCGCGCCGCUUUUGCUUUUGCGCCUCCAUACUGCCUAGAACGUCUUCUUCAGUGCCUGGAAAGCUCAGAAACCGUCAGCAGCAGGGCUUGGAUGUGGUUCGCGGGCAUGGGAGCUUCCGCUAUUGUCGAGACCGUCGCCAGCAACCACACAGCAUGGACCCAGAUGUCGGAGAUUGGCAUACCUGUCAAGGCCCAACUCAUAGACUCCAUCUUUCGCAAACAGCUAGGCAAGAAAGACUGCAGAGAAGAGAAAAUUGCAUCCACGAGAGCGUCGCAAGUUCCCGACGUCAUCAAUGUUGUGUCCGCCGACUCCAACGCGCUAUCAUUUUACGCGGCCAUUGCCUACAUUCUUCCCUUUCGACUGUUCAAGUUUCUUCUCGCAGUCCUGUUCCUGUACUGGCUUCUCGGAUGGCAGAGCACGCUCGCUGCUGUUGUGGCAACUCUGGCAUGCUUUUCUGCUCACCGUUCCACAGUCAAGCAGACAAACGCAGCGCGGAAAACGCUUCGGUCGUCUCGCGAUCGCACCACGGCGGUUUUGAAGGAAGCCUUCUUUUCACUCCGUGAGAUCAAAUUUUCCUCUCUCGAGUCGCAAUGGGAGUCGCACAUAGGUGCUGUCCGCGAGCAAGAACUCCGAGAUCUAAGCUGGAGCCGGACUGCUGUAACCAUUCGCGGAAUUUGGGAUACGGCUGGGCCAUUCUUGGUGGUCAUCGCUGCAUUAUGUGCAUACAUGUAUACCGGUGGAAGUAUCACUCCGUCUAUUGUGUUUCCAAUGAUGAAUGUGCUGUACCAGCUGCAGGACACAUUGAGUUUCGUUCCUACGGCGCUGAACGACUAUUUCCACUCCAUAGACACCUCUGGCCGCAUCGACAAAUAUUUGGCAUCUGCGGAACAACCAUUACUUGCUGAGCCGUCUCCGUCUGGAAACAUUAUUUUUGAAAACGUUACCAUUGCGUGGCCUUCAGACCAUGUUAGUGAAGUUGGAGACGAUAUAGAAUCAAAGACUGAACCCGCAAGGUUUUCGCUCCGGGAUCUUAACAUGGCAUUUCCAUUUGGCGAAUUAAGUAUCGUGUCUGGAAAGACAGGUUCAGGCAAAAGUUUAUUGCUCGCGGGUAUUCUGGACGAGGCAGAGCUUGUCCAAGGUCACAUCAAGGCACCAUCUGCCCAGGGAUGCCCCAACUCCGUGGCAUAUGUGGCUCAGGUUCCCUGGCUGCACAGUGGGACAAUACAGGAGAACAUCCUGUUUAAUAGCCCACUAGACCGAGAAAAAUACAAUCGAGUGAUAGCCGCGUGCGCACUCGUACCCGAUUUUUAUGCUCUUGCCGACGGAGACCAGACGCAAAUCGGCCGGCGUGGUGUCAAACUGAGUGGAGGGCAGCGCACACGAGUCGCGUUUGCUCGGGCUCUGUACUCUUCUGCAAAAACACUGAUCCUCGACGACAUAUUCUCUACUCUAGACACACAAGUGUCAAAGGAGAUUUCAUGCGCUUUGACAGGGGAGAUCUGCAAAGGUCGAACCAGGGUAUUGGUGACGCACCACGUGUCACUGUGCUUGCCUCAUGCCAAAUACCUCGUUCACUUGGAAAACAGCAAGGUCUUAUACUCUGGAACACCCGAAUCUGCACCGAAAAGCAUACUGCAAAUGGACGCAGAGGACACAAAGGGGAUGCGCACAUCGGGACCGGCAUCAGCGUCGUCUACUUUGAGCCACACGGGCGCGGCUACCAAGGUCGAAACCGGAGACGCAAUUGAAAGAAAAAAAGUCUCAAAAUCAGAGUGGAAUUCUUACCAAAGCUAUUUUAUUGCUGCAGGUGGUAUCAAAUUCGGAGCUACCUUUGCGUUACUGCUAGUUGUAAGUCGGUUACUGAACGCGCUUACUUCGUACCUCCUGGGCCGCAUCAAAUCUCAUGGCCCAUCGAGGACUGCUUCAUCAGAAUUGGCCACUCUUCAAGAAGAUCCUACAUUGUUUUAUAGCAUUUCUCUGUAUAUCGGUGCCGUUGCGUUGGUGAUUAUCACAACAUCGCUCUCAAAGCUCCAUACAGAUGCUUCAACGCUGCGAGCAGCCAGAGUUUUAUUCCGUCAAAUGACAUUCACAGUGCUUCGAAUGCCUUUGACAUGGCUGGAUGUAGCACCCGUUGGGGCGAUGUUGAAGGCUUUUACAGUCGAUGUACGAUCUGUUGACGAGCUGAUGCUUGCUACUCUAGCAUCAUUUAUCGACAGCGCCAUCAAUGUCCUCACGGCAAUUUGUAUCGGGUUGUAUACUUCCAAAUACACCAGUAUAGCCACCAUUCUGCUGGUUGCCUGGUGCAGCAAGCUCGUUUCACGCUACAAGAAAGCGAGUGCCAUGGUAAGGCGCACAGAUGGAGGGCCAAUGGCCGAUAUCCUCGAGCAUAUAACAAGUACAUCUGCGGGAAUAGCCACCAUAAGAGCAUUCGGCGCUAGUAAUACCUAUAUCGAGGCCAUGCAGCGUUACCUUGACGCAGAGUCGACAGCGAAGCGACACUUUUACAUCUUCAGUCGUUGGUUAACUUUGCAGAUGAGUCUGUUGGGCAUCGUGUUUGCCAUGAUUACGGGCGUCCUUCUUCUGACAUCCGACUCUACAAACAAUGUGGCACGUGUUGGAUUCUCAUUGACCUUUGUCAUGUCGUUGAGCAACAUGAUUAGCACUACAUUCAGCAAAUUUGGCUAUCUCGAAUUAUAUAUGAGUUCGAUAUCAUCUGUCAUGCAGUAUACCGAGCUCGACAUAGAGGAUCCAAGUGGCAAUGAUGUUGCCGCUGACUGGCCGUCGGCGGGGCAGAUUGACGUUCACGACCUACAAGUUGGCUACUCGACUAGCCUCCCACCAGCCUUGAAGUCCGUCUCCUUCCAUGUCAAGCGAGGAGAAAAGGUUGGCAUCGUCGGCCGCACGGGUGCUGGCAAAUCAACCUUGACGCUGUCGCUCCUGCGCCUUCUGAACGUCCAAAAGGGGAGCAUCAGUAUCGAUUCCAUUGACAUUUCGACUAUUAAAGUUGGAGACUUACGCUCAAGGAUUGGAUUUAUCCCCCAAGCUCCAACACUGUUCUGCGGGACUAUUCGGUCCAGUUUGGAUUACUUUGUGCAGCUAUCUGAUGGCAAAAUCAACGACGCACUGCGACACGUCGGGCUUCUGGCCGAGGAAGGCGGUGCAGAUUCGGGCCGCUUCACUGCCGAAUCACCCGUCGCUGCGGGCGGUGAAAACAUGUCGCACGGACAGAGGCAGCUGUUGUGCCUAGCCCGGAUCAUCCUCAAGAACCCAAUGGUUAUCAUACUUGAUGAGGCGACGUCGGCUGUGGAUGGCGAGACAGAUUCAAUGAUUCAAGACGUCAUACGGAAACUAUUUCACGGUACAUUGAUUGUGGUAGCACAUCGACUGGAGACGAUAGUGUCAUUCGAUAGAGUUUUAGUCAUGGGAGAUGGCACAUUGCUCGAAGACGGGACUCCAGAAGAGCUAAUGAACCGUAAGGGGGCGUUUUACAGUCUAGUAGAAGAAAGCCAAAAUAGUUCUUUUUUGAGGAAGGCGAUUAUGGGUAGAUAG